UUACCGAUUAGCCCGAAGAUCUCGAACCUCGAGUUGCAUCCUGAAUUUUGUGAAGAUUUUUUUUGCAAAACAACAAAACAAACAUCAUAUAUUUUUCAAACCAAUAGACAUGCCCAGAGAAAGAUCAUUUUCGCCAAAAAGGAGCUACAGAAGCAGGACACCAGAAAAAUACAGAAAAAGGUCAAGGUCACCCAAAAGGUCAAGAUCUCCAAGAAGAUCAAGAUCGUAUUCACCAAAGUUUAGAGUGAAAAAGCAGCAUUAUUCUGCAAAACCCAGGUAUCCUGGAUACUAUAGAGGAAGAAGUAGAGGCUACAAUCAACCAUAUGGAAGGAAGCCUCCAUUUGACAGACAAAAGCGAUCUCCAUUCAGAAGAGAUUCCAGUCAUCGCUAUUCCAGAUCCCGCUCUCCAUCACCAAAGAAGAGGUCCCCAUCGCCACCAAGAAGGAAGUCACCAGAAUUGUCAACAAGACCCGCUAGGCCUGUCAGCUUAGAUGAAAAGAGAAGAGAUUCUCACAGUAUGGGAUUGGGUUUGGGACGUCCAGAGACCUCUACUUUCCCCAUCUCUUUAGGAGACCCAUUUAGCAAAUCCGCCUCAUCAUCAGAAGACCGAUAUAAAUCAUUCCGAAACAUGUCCCCUGAUAAUUCUCCGUCAGCACUGGCCCAAGGGGUCAUCGGAACAGUGACUGUGGCUCCGCCCAGUGUCAGGAGACCGCUAUUAUCCCAAAGAUUCGAAAAUAUUGACGCAGAAUAUGUGGGCCCAGUAAGAGUGGAUGAGAAUAUCUCUAUUGGAAUACACCGCACUGGGCCUAAUCUUCGUAACACUCCGAACAAGCCUGUUGUCAGAGAUUUUGAUCCGUACAAGUUUGUCAUGUUAAGGAGACGAGAUGAAGGGAAGAAGGCCAUAUUUGAUCGUGAGGAAAUUAAAAUUUUUGGGUUGGAUAAUAUCCUGGAUGAACAGAUUUAUGACGAGAAAAGGACAAUAAGUGUUGUUCCUACUGAUGAUCACAAGAGAUCCUCUCGCUCUGACAGUCGACGGUCUCCAGACAGACAGGACACACGUACUGUGAAAUCUUCAGACAGACCCAGAGAACCCACUAUCAGAUUAAAUCCAAAACCAGAUCCUCGUUAUGAGAAGUUGUUCCAAGAAACAGAGGCCUAUGAAAGUAAAAGUAUAAAUCCCAAUGACUUGCGCCAUAAUUUGAUGAAGCGGAAGUAUGAUGACGACGAGGACAGUUAUGAUGCCAGGCACAGACUGGAGGAUAGGAGAAAAGGGGGAAGAGACUACUCAGACAGAGACAGAAAGAAAUCCUUAGAUGAAAGGUUAGGCAAGAAAUCAGAUUCUGAAGAACUACCAGAUUUUAAAAACCGCCCUGGGAAAUACAAAUUUGAAGCAUGGAAGGAGAAUCCUGAAAUGAUACCAAAGCAUCCAAUGUAUUUUGAGCAUGAUAACAGAGAAAAAGAUGCUAAUGCAAGAGGCAGGUUUGGAUAUAAUCGAUUUUUCCGUGGAGGAAACCGCAGGCCAUACAGGGGAGGUUACCAACCUCGGGGAUUCCGAGGAAGAUUUAGGGGAGGAUUCCGAGGGCGUAGCACCGGGGGUUACAGACCGACCUCCAACUACUAUACUUCCAGGAAAGAUGGUGAUGAAGAUUAUGAUAAGAGAUAUGGAUUUCAUUAUAAAUCAGAUAAACGACCCAGAGACUCCGGUGAAUGGAAACACGAUUUAUACGACACCAUCGAAAGUGAAGAUGGAGAGAAGACAGAGGACAAGUCGCACGACGACAACAAGCCCUCUAGUACCACCACUACUUAGGUCGACAGAAUAGUGACUAUUGCAUGAAAGAGUGACUACUAGUGACUACGAUGAUUACUUUGAAGAAUUGAGACUAUGACAUGGGAGUCCGAGUUCGAUCUCUUCUGGAAUGUGUCUCACACAUAGGAAUGUAAGAAUAGUAUGAAAGUAUGACUGAUCCAUGUUAACAAGAUAAUUACACAUGACUGCUCCUUAAUAAUGUGAGUACCAGUGAGUACUAGAGAGGAGAGUGACUAUUGGCUUGCAUUGACUAAUAUCUGUUGUGAAAAAGACUAUCCUGACUAUCCAGCAUGACUCAUACGAUGGCAUUACCUAUAUGAACCUUGUCAUUAGUAAAAUGAACUGUGCAUCGGGAUGCUUGGGACAGGAGUGUUUUUUACCUGCAUUAUAUGGCUACAUCAUUUUAGUUACUGGGAAUUUGCACGUAUUUUAGGAUGCAUAGAGGUACCAGUACUCAAGCCAUUGCAAAGUCAUCUCGGAGCUUCAGUGAAGAACAAUACAUGUAGUAAGAUUCUCUGUGUUCAAUUCCAGUUUUACAUUGUACUCUCAACAUGUGAUGUAAUCCAUUUUCUUCAGAGUACAUGAACCAGUGCUUUACUCUUAAUUUGUUGUCAUCAUUCAACAGAUCUCUAAUCUGUUGCUGUUGUACAUUUGUAUUUUAGUGUGCAUAAUAUAUAUCCUUUGUGUAUUUUCCUUGAUUUUAGUAACUCUUUUCAUGUUUUCUUGUAAUAGCAAAACAUAGGAAAAAAAUAUUUUUUUAAACAUGUAUCAUUAUCAAGAUGUUAAAUUCGUCUUUUAAUGCCAAGUCUUUUUUACUGUCCAUCGCUUGUUAUCCAGUAGUCAUUUGUAAAUGUUUAAAGAAGCAGUAUGUUUCACAACAUCUGAAAUGAUCAUUUCUUUAUUUAUAUGUGCACAAGGUUGUACAUGUGUUUUACAUGUAAAGUAGUGAGUGAUUUUAUCAGUCUGCAUGGAAAUUUCAUGUCAUGAAUAUGAACUGUGGAAUCAUUUUUAUUCGUGGGGGGGGGGUCAAUGUUUGUGGGUAGCCAAAAUUUUCGUGGACGUAAUUUCGUUGAUAGCGUAAUCAGGAUAAUUUUAAUGAAUAUUAAACAAAUGAUUGUGUAUAGGUUUGUGGGGGUGUAAAUUUGCAUACAAUAAUUCGUUACACACGAAAGCUACAAACAUCGGUCCACCACGAACAAUGGUGAUUCCACAGUAUUUCAAUCUUUGAAUGUUAUUCUAUGUUUUAUAAUUAUAAGACAUUAAAAAUCGAUUUGGAAAAUUGAA
Magallana angulata is the source of this 3094-nucleotide messenger RNA. Its product is annotated as serine/arginine repetitive matrix protein 1-like. Gene Ontology annotation, molecular function: mRNA binding. Gene Ontology annotation, cellular component: exon-exon junction complex. The record is from RefSeq and is a predicted model, not a curated record. NCBI's taxonomy places the organism in Eukaryota, Metazoa, Mollusca, Bivalvia, Ostreida, Ostreidae. Bases 110 to 1810 code for a protein of 566 amino acids. Gene Ontology annotation, biological process: mRNA processing. The transcript is spliced from 11 exons.